Messenger RNA from Actinia tenebrosa (Australian red waratah sea anemone), 4241 nucleotides. RefSeq lists its product as uncharacterized. Lineage: Eukaryota; Metazoa; Cnidaria; Anthozoa; Actiniaria; Actiniidae. Gene Ontology annotation, molecular function: protein binding. The record is from RefSeq and is a predicted model, not a curated record.
ACUGGGUAAUCUUGUUGUAAUGGCGUCUUCUGAAGUUUACAAAGUUGUCCUUUCUGGCGGAGCUCCUUGGGGUUUUAGGCUCCAAGGAGGGAAGGAAUUCCGUGCUCCUUUGAGGAUUGCAAAGAUCACACCAGGCAGUAAGGCACAACAUGCUAAUAUCUAUGAAGGGCUGUAUGUACAGGCUAUAAAUAACCGUCCAAGUACAGAACUGACGCACAGUGAUGCACUGAAUAUUGUCAAGAAGAGUGGAAAUCAAUUGGAAUUGGUCCUGUGCUGGAAACCUGAUUCCAGUGCUGCACAAUCAUCUAGUGCUGGGGCCUACACCACAGAGGAUAUCAACAGAGGAACACAUGUUUCUAGGGCAACGUUCAAGCCCUCUUCAGAAGCACCCUCCUAUGCUACCUUACCUAGAGGACCAAUGACAUGGAAAGGCGAUGUUGAUGAAAACUUCAAUAGCACAUAUGUAUCUGAAGCUAAUAGCAGGUCUGAAUGGGACCCCAACAUUAUAUCUAAUGUUACAAGGCCUCCUCAACCAAUCAAAUUGCUGACCAAUCCCGAGUCAAUCAGAUCUUCAUCUUCUGUUACUACAGAAUCUUCUCCAUAUUCUGAGGGCCGUGGACAUAAAGGAUUUGAAAAACCACAGCCUGUUGGUCGAGGGGCUAGAAGAUUUGAUGAGCCUUCUCAUGAAUCUUAUGGAUAUAAGCCACCGUUAACAUCAGGCUCUAUUGGUUCUGAUGAAGACUUCAACAUGGCCAAUGGUGAAUCAAGCAGCCAGGAUUCUGGUCCAUACUAUGCAAGCAUCAACCGACCAGCCAUGAAUCAGUUUAGAAAACAAAAAAUAAAUGCUGAAAUUGAAGCCACAAAAGAUCCCAAACCUCUUCCCAAGAAGGUGCCUCCCCCACCCCCAGCCAAGCCUGAGAGGCGUUACCCUAAUAUACUAGAACAAGAGAAAUACAAAGGACCAAGUAGACCUGCCAUAAAGAAAGGUAACAAAUGGUACAAGGAGAUGUUUAAAGAGAUGCAUGCAACAGCUGGAGCAUCGUCCAACUUAUCUGCAUUACUGGCUAAUGAUGCAGCCAAAGCAGGUGAUGAACACAGAGAAGAGGAACUUCAUGAACGACCACCAUUACCAAGUGACUUUAUCCACCCCAUGCAUGCCAGACCAGUAGAAUCAAUAAAUGAAGAACCAUAUAAGCCAAGUUAUACCAGCCCAGUUGUACCAGAGAGACCAUAUGUUAGCCCCACUCGCACUCAACCAGUGUCCCCGCCAGGGGGUCAUCAGCGGGAUGUAAAUGUUCCAGCAUGGUAUCAGGAUAUGGUUAGAGGAGAACAGAUUCCCAAAGAAGAGCCGUUGUCGUAUGGGGUUCACAGGAAACAACCCUCAUAUGAUUCUGGUGAUGAAGUUAAGCAUCGUAUCACAGCAGGUCCUCAUCCUCCAGUCCAUGCCAAUAGACCACCUGAUUAUGUUGCACCUUUGUCUCGUUCAGCUGCUGAUCGUCCGAUGUAUAAAACUGUUCCCACUACAGUAACAGUACAACAAGAAGAAAGAUCCAAACCCCCAACAGCUACCAGCAUGUAUGAAAGCCGAUUCAGAGGCCAACCAGUCCCUAGUAGCAGAUCUGCAUCUGAAGAACUAGGUGUUAAACAAAAGCCACCAUCUGAUGAAGAUUUAUUAAGAAAACGCGAAGAGGAGGCCCGACUAAGACGAGAAGAGGAGGAGCGCAGGAGACAAGAAGAGGAACGAGAGAUGAUACGGCAACAACAAGAAGAAAGACAAAGAAGAGAAAGAGAGGCAGAACAAAGAAGACGAAAGCUAGAAGCUGAAGAAGCUGCUAGGAAAGCUGCUGAAAGACCACAGUUUUUUGCUAUGGCUUUGUACAACUUUGAUGCUCAAAAUCCAAAGGAACUGUCAUUCAGAAAAGGAGAUUAUAUCAUCGUGAAGAGGCAAAUUGAUAGAAACUGGAUUGAAGGAGAACUGAAAGGAAGAGUUGGAAUAUUUCCAACCAAUUACGUAGAGUUGAGACCAAUUGAAGAUGAAGAAGAGGAAGCGCCUGUUGAAUCACCACCCAGUCCAUAUGUUCCUGUUGAAGGAGAAGCUAAGGUCAAAUAUAACUUCAGAGCAGAGUCAGCAAGAGAAAUGAGUGUAGGAAAGGGUGAAAUAGUGACUUUGACAAGAAAAGUGGAUCAGAAUUGGUAUGAAGGAAUAUCACAAGGAAAAAAAGGAAUCUUGCCUGCUGCUUACUUGGAGGUGCUGCGAGAGCCUGGACUAGUUCCCAAAGCAAGUGUGUCACCURAAGGCACAGAACAGCCAAAGAGACAGGAACAAUUCAGACGGGAGGAUGUAAUAAUGAAAAAAGAAAUGCCUAAAGUUUCCCACAUGCCACAGGAGGUUACUGAAAUAAGAAAGACAACAACUACAACUACCACCUAUGAUCGGUCAGGCCAACCAACUAGUUAUGGUGAACCAAUUAGAGUUACUYACAGUAAUCAGCCUCAGAUGAGAGGUGGGCCCUCACAGCCUCAACCUCAAGUACAGUACAUCAGUAAGGAGCCUGAACCUGUUGUCUUACCAGCACAGGUUGUAAUGGAUGAGCCUGAGAUGUUCCCAUUGGAUGGAGAAAGGUUUAAAGCAACAUACAGUUACCGCCCACAGAAUGAUGAUGAGCUUCCCCUUGAAGAAGGUGAAGAGGUGAUAGUGUUGGAGAAAUGUGAUGACGGCUGGUUCGUUGGCCAUUCAACAAAAACUGGUUUAUUUGGAACGUUCCCAGGCAAUUAUGUGGUUGCAUUAUGAUGAAUCUGGCACAGCAUUGAUUGGAGCAUGAAUAUAUUGAUGCCAACGUAAUGAGAAGUAGAAGCAAUAUUUUUAUACCCAAAUGAAUACUGCUAUAGCAUAUUGAGUACAGAUCUGUAUAAAAUAUAUUCUUGACUAAUAUUCUAGUGGGGAGGGUCUUCAGGUGAUCAAUCUCGAAGAUAAAUUAACGAUGAGAAAUCUUCUUUCAGUAAUUUUUUUUGCACUAUUCCAAUGAGCUGGUGUCCAUUGGCUACUAGUAUAUUAUAAUUUGUUGGGGRAAAAAACGAGUAAAAUCGUCAGAUCAAAAGAAUGCCACCUUAAUAGUCCCCUUCACAGUUAUCUGUACCAUCUGAAAGGUAACCAUGCCUGUGCAUCAGUGAGAAUAGUGGUGACCUUGCAAUGAUAGAGGCAUGAAUAAUUGUCCAAGGUGUUAAAAAUCAUUGCAAGGUCACCGCAGUCCUCACUUCGAUGCAUUACCUUUCAAGAUGACGCAGGAAACGUUGAAGGGGACUACCCCAUAGUGCCCAACAUAUCUUCUAAUUACAUGGACCUUGGUCACACUGCAGUAUGCUCAUGCCAAUGAGAAUGAAAAUACUUUGUUUAAUCCUGCAUAACCUUGUCUUGAAAUGUUGAAUGCAAGGCUAAGCAUGGAAAACGUAUUGUUCCUGUCAGCAUGGUUUCAGCGUGAGAAAGGUCCAUGGUCUGUCUUCUUGGCACUUUGCGAAAUCAUUAACAGUUAGGGAAGGUACGUUUUUUAUUGGGGAAAGGGGGAUUCGCAGUAAACAUUUUAAUGGUUGUAGCCCUCCCAUUUUCACUCAGUAAGAAACUCAUGAUCCUCCCUUAAAGUCAACAAGGAAAGCGCUUUUUUUCAAAAAAGAAAGGUUUGACCCUUUACAAAAGUUCAAACUUUUACUGAUGUCCCUCUCCUCUGAAGCCCCACCCCCCCUCCCCACAGUAAAAACGUACCUUCCCUUACUCCGAAUUCCAAUGCUUGCCCUAGAAUGAAUGGUUCCGUUAUAUUUCAUUCCCUAAUCCAAAAUAGAUGAAAUUCUUUAUGAUUGAUCUCGCUUGCCGUCAAUCGUGAUGAAUUUCCCCAGAAUUUGAUACAUUCCCCUUAUUUGCAGCUGCUUAUAUCUGAACUGAGUGUCUUGGAAUAUCCAAAUAAGUUUUCCCAACUGACUGUUUGUAUCAGUAGUUGUAUAGCUUUGUUUUCUAAGAGAUCCCCCCCUCCGCCCAAUAUAUGGUGGCUUGUUCCCCAUUAGGGUAGCGGGUGGCUGCUAUGCCAAUAGAAUAACUAACUCCCCAGUUGCAUGCUUGCCUUUUGUCGUCUUGAACGCGUUCAUCCUGUUUCCAAGGGCCUUAUAGAGUAGCCGAGUAUUAGGGAGCGCAAACUAUGAAUUUGUAAAUUUUAGAUAUGUAAUUGAAAAUAAACAAAUGUUUCUAAAUCUUC